AUGCGAGGAGCAAAGAAAGCUGUUGCCGUCGGAGUUGCAGUGGCAGUGGCAUGUGGUCUCCACAAGCACUUGACUUUUGUGCCUGGGCCUCGGCAUGCCGCUCCAGUGGCCGCCGCUGCUGCGGCCAGCAUGAUGAUGGCUCCUGCGGCUUUUGCUGAUGAGAUCGGCGAUGCGGCAAAGAAGCUUGGGGAUGCUUCCUACUCUUUUGCCAAGGAAGUGGAUUGGAACAAUGGCAUCUUCCUCCAGGCUCCUGGCAAGUUUCAGCCCUUGAAAGCUUUGAAGGCCAUUGACAAGAUGAUCGAAAUGGGGGCAGCCGCAGAUCCCAAGCUUCUGAAAGACGCAGCAGAAGCACAUCACAAGGCCAUCGGGAGCAUCAGCGGGCCAAAUGGUGUGACUUCGCGCGCUGACUGGGAUGCCGUGAAUGCAGCCCUUGGCCGUGUAGUCGCUUCGGUCCCCAAAGCAAAGGUGAUGGCCGUUUACGAUGCGGUGAAAGACAUCACGGACCCCAAAGUGCCAGCUUACAUGAAGUCUUUGGUGAACGGACCUGAUGCCGAGAAGGCCUACCAAGGAUUCCUGGAAUUCAAGGAUGUUGUCGCAAAGAACCAGGUGGCCACCGCCAGUGCUCCGGCAGUUGUGCCUUCUGGAGACAACAUUGGUGUAGCUGCAAAAGCUUUGUCCACUGCAUCCUAUCCUUUCAUCAAGGACAUCGAUUGGCUGUCGGACGUUUACCUGAAGCCGCUGCCCGGCAAGACUGCCCCAGAGACCCUGAAAGCCAUUGACAAAAUGAUCGUGAUGGGCGCCAAGAUGGAUGGCAACCUCUUGAAGGCGGCAGCAGAGGCACACCACAAGGCCAUUGGCAGCAUUGAUGCCAAGGGUGUGACGUCCGCAGCCGACUACGAAGCUGUGAAUGCAGCCAUUGGGCGCUUGGUGGCAUCCGUGCCCAAGGCCACCGUGAUGGAUGUGUAUAAUUCUAUGGCCAAGGUUGUGGAUUCCACGGUCACCAACAACAUGUUCUCGAAGGUGAACCCAUUGGAUGCAAUCGGUGCUGCCAAGGGUUUCUACACCUUCAAAGAUGUGGUGGAGGAGCCUCAGAAGAUCAAAAAAGAUGUGAUGCCGCACAAGAACCAAUUUAGGUUCGGUAUGACAGAUCGGCGCAAAAAUAAACGACCUGUGAUUGCUUCCCUCGUGGCCUUUGCGCUGCUUGGGCUCUCUUGGCAAUGGUCUGCCACCUGCUUUGGCAAGAAAGCCAGCAAGGAGUUGCCAGCAGACGACAAAGCGAAGAUCAUCAGCCUUGUUGGCCGAGAGGUGGUUGACAGCAGAGGGAAUCCAACAGUGGAAGCAGAGCUGACCACAGGCUAUGGCACCUUCCGCGCAAUUGUGCCCAGUGGAGCCUCCACUGGAAUUUACGAGGCUCUGGAGCUCCGAGAUGGCGGCAGCCGCUACAAAGGAGCUGGGGUUACCAAGGCGGUGAAGAACAUUAACAGCAUCAUUGCGCCAAAGUUGAAGGGCAAAGACGUCCGACUCCAAAGGGAGCUUGAUGACUUCAUGGUUCAAAAGCUGGACGGAACACAGAACGAUUGGGGCUAUCCCAAGGCCAAACUGGGAGCCAAUGCCAUCCUGGCAGUGUCCAUGGCUGUGUGUCGUGCUGGCGCAGAAGCCUUUGGCCUCCAACUCUUCGAGUACAUCGGAGAACUGAAGGAGACCAAGUUUGAUGUUGAGCAGAUCGACGUUCAGCGGGCGAGGAGGAAAACUUACAAAAUGCCAGUUCCCAUGAUGAACGUCAUCAACGGCGGAAGACAUGCGGGCAACGCACUCCCAAUGCAGGAGUUCAUGAUUGCUCCCACAGGCGCUAAAUCCUUCAAGGAGGCCUUACAGAUUGGCUCAGAGGUCUACCACUCCUUGCAAGCCGUUGUGAAGCAAAAGUAUGGCAAGAGUGCAGCCGCUGUUGGCGACGAAGGUGGAUUUGCACCAAACAUCCAGGACGUGUUGGAUUCCCGAUGGGAGGAGAACGACGAGGGCUUGCAAGCCUUGGUUGAUGCCAUCAAAGAUGCUGGCGCCGCUGGCAAGGUGAAGCUUGCGAUGGAUAUCGCGGCUUCGGAGUUUUACAACAAGGAGGACAAGACCUACAACUUGGGAUUCAAGGCGGAAAACCCCGACUCAUCCUUGAUCAAGACAAAAGAACAACUGGUGGACUGGUACAAGGAUAUGUCCUCAAGAUUCCCCAUCGUUUCCAUCGAGGAUCCCUUCGACCAGGAUGACUGGGAUGCCUACAGCGGCCUGGUAGAGGAGCUGGGCAAAACCGUUCAGAUUGUGGGCGACGACCUGCUGGUGACAAAUCCAAAGAGGAUCCACUAUGCCCAGGAGCACAAGGCAGCCAAUGCCCUUCUCUUGAAGGUGAACCAGAUCGGCAGCAUUACCGAAGCCAUUACAGCAUAUUUGGACAGUGUCUCUACAGGUUGGGGUGUCAUGGUUUCUCAUCGGAGUGGUGAGACCGAGGAUACUUUCAUUGCAGAUAUGGCAGUGGGCUUAAGCACUGGGCAGAUCAAGACUGGUGCUCCAUGCCGAUCAGAACGAGUUGCCAAGCGUGUGACUCAGAGUUGA
Cladocopium goreaui is the source of this 2601-nucleotide messenger RNA. Lineage: Eukaryota; Dinophyceae; Suessiales; Symbiodiniaceae. The record is from the annotation of a GenBank genome assembly.